Messenger RNA from Brienomyrus brachyistius, 1387 nucleotides. Its product is annotated as chemerin-like receptor 1. The record is from RefSeq and is a predicted model, not a curated record. The coding region runs from base 165 to 1175 and encodes 336 amino acids. The transcript is spliced from 2 exons. Gene Ontology annotation, molecular function: complement receptor activity; G protein-coupled receptor activity. NCBI's taxonomy places the organism in Eukaryota, Metazoa, Chordata, Actinopteri, Osteoglossiformes, Mormyridae. Gene Ontology annotation, biological process: chemotaxis; complement receptor mediated signaling pathway; positive regulation of macrophage chemotaxis. Gene Ontology annotation, cellular component: plasma membrane.
CAAAGAACUAAAAUAUGUAAAAGUGGUUGAAAACAGGAAAUGUGACACCUAAUUUCUGUUGCAAUACGGCCACAUUUUCAUGAAAUUGCUUCCAGAUGAGUACCAUUCAACCCCGAGCUUCUGUGAGCACAUAGUAAACUGUAUUUUCAGAAAGAAGAAAAGCAAUGGAAUUAAUACCGGAUGAUAGUGGAUAUGACUAUAAUGAAGGCACUGUCAGUGACAGCUCCUGCCAGUGGGAUUGUGUGAUCUUGGUAGUGGUCAAUGUCAUCAUUUGUGUCUUGGGACUCAGUGGCAAUGGCUUGGUCAUCUGGAUCGCAGGAUUCAAGAUGAAGAAGACCGUCAACACAGCCUGGUAUCUUUCUCUGGCUAUUUCUGACUUCCUGUACUGUAUCUUUCUCCCUCUAAAUACUGCAUACCUGGCCACUAACAACUGGAUCUUUGGGGUCUCCAUGUGCAAAUUCACCUCCUUUGUAUUGUUCCUCAACAUGUUCAGCAGCAUCUUCCUACUGGUCAUCAUCAGUAUUGACCGCUGUAUCUCUGUGGUGUUCCCGGUCUGGGCACAGAACAAACGCACAGUGAAGAAGGCAUCCAUCGUCAUCAUCCUGGCCUGGAUUAUUUCUAUCGCUCUAAGUUCUCCUUCAGCAAUUUUCCGGGACACCACGCUGCAAGGGCAAAGUAUUAAGUGCUAUAAUAAUUAUGAGCCACCCUCCAGCCACUUGGCUGUUGUCUUCAGUCGGUUUGCGUUUGGGUUUGUUGUUCCUUUUUUAAUCAUUAUCACUUGUUAUUCUGUCAUCAUCUGGAGAGUGAGGAACAACCAAAUGACUAAGUCCUCCAAACCAUUGAAGGUCAUGUCUGCUCUGAUAGGUGCUUUCUUCAUUUGCUGGCUGCCCUAUCAUAUUGUCGUAUUGAUGGAAACAAAUGAAGAACAUCAGCAGUCAGAAAUAUUUCAAAUCUGCAUAAAGGUGUUUCCCGUUCUUGCUAGCGCAAACAGCAUCCUAAACCCUUUACUAUAUGCAUUUAUGGGCAGAGACUUCAAACAUAAAUGCUUUAGAUUUGCUCUGUCUAAAAUUGAAAACGCACUUGGUGAAGAAACUCAGAAAAAAGAAGAAAUCAAUUGUACGCGUAUGACACACAAUUCAGGAGUUAGUCAAGAUAGUAGCAGAUUAGCCUUAUAAAUGUCAUUCCAGUAUUAUUACAAGAUAAUAUAGUCAUUUAUAAUGAUUCGGUUCCCAAAUCUUUUGUUUUUACAUUUUGAUUGUUUAUGUAUAUGUAUUAAACUACCUUGCUAUAAAUGCAGCAACUGAAAUUUGCAAGCCGUAAGAAUGGAAGGGAUGGGGUUUUGUGACAGAAUCUGCCAUAGUGAAUAAAAAUAAAACCAUGAAAUCAA